CACCUUUUCUCUUUUAUUAAAUAAUAUCAAUUUUAGAUCGACCUGAGCAGAACACCACAGUGCUCACACCCAGAAAUUCUCUAAGAAAAUGUCAUCAUGGUCCAGUGGCUUGUGCGAUUGCUUCUCUGACUGCAGCGCAUGUUGCCUCUCGUGCUGGUGCCCGUGUGUUAGCUUCGGAAGGAUAGCUGAGAUCGUGGACAGAGGAAACACUUCUUGCUGUCUACAGGGAACACUUUUCUACCUAUUGGGUGGGUUUACUCAUUUUGCGGGUUUCUACGGUUGCAUUUAUCGUACAAAACUGAGGAGGCUAUAUGGGAUUAAGGGACACCAGGGCACGGAUUGUUUGGUGAGUUGCCUCUGCUCUCCCUUAUCCAUUUGCCAAGAGUAUCGUGAGCUCAAAGCCCGUGGAUUCGACAUGUCUGCUGGUUGGGAAGGGAAUGUGCAAAUGCGUACGCGCGGCGUGACGGCAGCUCCAGCAGUGGAAGGUGGCAUGAGCCGUUAGACAGUCGUAGGUUGAU
This is a messenger RNA of Abrus precatorius (Indian licorice), 518 nucleotides long. Its product is annotated as protein PLANT CADMIUM RESISTANCE 3-like. Bases 89 to 502 code for a protein of 137 amino acids. NCBI's taxonomy places the organism in Eukaryota, Viridiplantae, Streptophyta, Magnoliopsida, Fabales, Fabaceae. The record is from RefSeq and is a predicted model, not a curated record. The transcript is spliced from 4 exons.